This is a messenger RNA of Diaporthe batatas, 1980 nucleotides long. RefSeq lists its product as uncharacterized. The record is from RefSeq and is a predicted model, not a curated record. Lineage: Eukaryota; Fungi; Ascomycota; Sordariomycetes; Diaporthales; Diaporthaceae. The transcript is spliced from 2 exons. The coding region runs from base 1 to 1980 and encodes 659 amino acids.
AUGGACGCUAUACCCCGCUCAAAGCCGGACAGACAGGACAAUGCGGAGGACACAGCCGAUGUGAACCAGUACCGGUACCCUCCCUUACCCUCCACCGGGCACACGAGGCUCGUCAGCCUGCAUCCUGCGGGCACGACCGAUGAGGACCUGGUGGUGGACCUGAACCCGACGCCCAUUGUUCCUGACGGACCACUCUACUAUGAAGCAGUCUCAUACGUUUGGGACACGGACCAGACUCCCUUCUCGGUCUACGUUGGAAAAGAAAAGACCACCGUGGUCUCAGUGACGCGAAACUUGGCCGUCGCCCUCCGCAAUAUGCGGUACCCAGACAGGCCGCGGAGGCUCUGGAUUGACGCGCUAUGCAUCGACCAGUCCAACGAUCUCGAGAAGGGGCCCCAGGUUGCGCAGAUGGGCGCCAUCUACAGCUUCGCGGCCCACGUCAUCGCCUGGCUCGGCCCAGAACAGCACGAGAGCACCCGCGCGCUGAGGUUCAUCGCCCGCAUGGGCACGCACGUCGAUUACGAGUUCCCAGCGUGGCUCAAGCACGUGGGCGUCCCAGAAAACAAGGCUUAUUCGUCCCCGAUGCCGAAGAUGAACCCAGACGGGACCAUCCUCAUUACCCCCGAGGACACCCGCUCGAUCUACCAUCUCCUCUGCCGGGGUUGGUUCUCCCGGCUCUGGAUCCGCCAGGAGAUCCUCGCCCUCGAGAAAGAGGCCGUGGUCCAGUGCGGGACCUGUGCUGUCGCGUGGCCUCUGUUCCGGCGCGGCCUGGUGGGCCUCUACAAGAGCAACAGGCACCGUCCGCCGUGCGAGUAUGAGACCAGGCUGUACGAGCGGAUCCUUCUCCUCAGGGGCUUCAUCGGGCAACCGUCGACGGUGGGGCUCGGGUUCAUCCGUGUCGCCUUUGGACAGUCCAGCUGCUCGGACAGGCGGGACAGGGUCUACGCGGUGCUGAACUUCUUGCCCGAGGCGGAGAGGGAGGUGGUCGGUAUCCCGGACUACACGAAGGAUUUUGGUACUGUCUUCCGGGAUGUCCUGUGGCGGUGGAUCGUCCGUUUUGAAUGCUGCAACCUCUUGAGCCAGUGCGAACCCCAGCCGGACGAUGGGCCGGAUGUGCCCAGCUGGACACCGGACUGGUCAAAAAAGGAAACCAUCUUCGGGAGGAUGUUCUGGAGGGGCCUCGCCUCGUCGCAGCUAGCAGCUGUCUGCACGCUGUCCCCCGACCGUCGCACCCUGACCCUGACAGGCACCUCGACGAUGACGAUCACACGUCUGCAGCCUGUGCCGGACAUACUGACAGCCAGACACAUCAGAGAGGUCGCGGACGCUAUCCGGCAACUCAUUCCGGAGAGCGAGCUGACUGGCGACUACGUGACCGGGAUCACCAUGAAGGAGGCAUACACGAGGACAAUCCUUGCCAAUGCUCUAGCAGAGCACAGAGAGCCGUGGGUCGGCCACGAGCCCGGCCUAGAGGACGCAAUGCGCACGCUCGAAGACCUCUACCGGCCCGAGGCACAAAGAGAUCUCGAGGACGAGUCCUUGGGGCCACAUACCGGCUUCUUUGGCGUGUCGCGGGCGAUGAUAGGAGGCAGGCAGCUGAUGCACACGAGCGGCGGGCAUCUGGGGAUCGCACCCCCGCUGGCCCGGCAAGGAGACAUUGUCUGCGUCUUCAUCGGGUGCCACACGCCCAUGGUUCUCCGGCCUCAUGGGGAGGACCAGUUCCGUAUAGUAGGCGAGUGUUAUGCGCUCGGAAUUUCUGAAGGGGAAGAACUACUGGGUCCGUUGCCGCCAGACAUCCGCAGAGUCUAUGCUUCGAGCCGGGAAUGGGGCGUCCAUUCGUGCUGGGAAGACGCCCGGACCAGGGAACGCUCGCUGAUGGACCCGCGGCUUGAACAACAGGAUCCCUACGCCAAACUUAAGCUCACCGCGGAGGAUUUAGAGAAAUUGAGCUCAGGUGUGCGGGAAUUUGAUAUAGUAUAA